AUGGACCUCAAAGAGUCACAGUCCAAGGACGUGGAAACGUCCCCGUCGUCGCCCGCGCACGAUGCCCACCUCAUCCUGAUUCCCCAGCCUAGUGACCAUCCCCGAGAUCCUCUGAAUUGGUCGAUUCGACGGAAAUAUGUGAUUCUAUCUGUCUUGUGUCUCGCUUCUUUUUCGGGCGCGAUCGCACCUCUGUCGGGGCAACUUAAUCUUGCUGAUCAAGAGAAGUUGUAUCACAAGACUAAAUUGCAGGAGUCCUAUGCGAACUCUGCCGCGCUGGCUGGCAUGGCUGCGGGUCCAUUCUUCUUCGCCCCAAUCUCCCACGUCCUCGGACGUAGCUCAGUGAUCUUCUGGUGCAUCCUAUGCACGCUCGUAUGCCAGAUCUGGGGCGCAAUUAUGAUACAUCCCAAUGACUACAUUGCGUACAUCAUCUCGCGUCUGUUCGCCGGAUUCUUCGGCGCUGUGCCCACAGUCCUGGGCCCACGCAUUGUUACGGAUCUAUUCUUUCUCCAUCAGCGUGGCCGUGCCUUUACGGCGUUGCAUAUGGCGUUCCUCUUUGGCACGAUCGCUGGUCCUACCUUUUCAGGAUUUGUUUCUGCAAAUGCGUUCUUCCCGGUUGAGUUCUGGUGGACGGUCGGGCUACUCGGCUUCACGCUUAUUUGUUGCUUUGCUUUCUUACAGGAGACUGGUUUCGAUCGAGAAUGUCUCAAGAGAAACCCAGAGAUUCCACGUGGUUUGGUGGCUAACCGGGCUGCGACGUUCUUCUUAGGGCAAAGUGUCGUGUUGCCGACGACUUGGAAGGAAACUGCCAAGGUUGGAAUCACUCCCUUCCUCAUUGGAAUCUGUCCCGUGACAAUAAUCAUGGGUAUUUUCACACUCAUCUCAUUCGGAUUCUACGUUGGGGUCAACGCCCUUACCCCAGUCUGGCUACAGAAACCAGUCGAAGCGGGCGGGUACGGGUUCUCGCUCAAGCAAAACGCAGCCUUCACAUUCUGUCACUGGAUUGGUAUUAUCUUCGUCCAAUUUUUCGGCCACUACCUUAACGACCAUAUCCCCCUUGCCCUCGCAAAGCGCUGGAAUGGAGGUGCUUGGAAGCCUGAGUACCGGUUACAUGUUCUCUGGCUGCCGAGUUUGGUGAUCAAUCCCAUCGGGCUGGGCAUCUUCGGAGCUGCACUGCAGUACCACCUGCACUAUAUGGUACUUGCGCUGGCGGUCUUCCUGGUUACUAUCGGGUCCUUGGCUAGUGUGCCCGUCACUGUCAAUUAUGUCGUUGAGUGCUUCACGCGGUAUCCUGCUGAGGCGGGUAUUGUGAUCGGUGCUUACCGUAUUGUCUACGGAUUGACGAUUAGCUUCUAUAUCGAUCCAUGGGUUGAAGCUGUGGAUGUGGGCUGGGUUUAUGGGAUGAUGGCUUUUUUUGCUGUCUUCUCUUUCUUCUUUGUUAUGCUGCUUAUGUGGAAGGGGCAUGCUAUUCGGGGCAUCCAGUUCUCGAGUAUUUCCUCUAGCGAGGAGGGUAAGAAAUUGGUUGAGUAG
Penicillium argentinense is the source of this 1527-nucleotide messenger RNA. Its product is annotated as Major facilitator superfamily domain general substrate transporter. The coding region runs from base 1 to 1527 and encodes 508 amino acids. Gene Ontology annotation, biological process: transmembrane transport. Gene Ontology annotation, molecular function: transmembrane transporter activity. NCBI's taxonomy places the organism in Eukaryota, Fungi, Ascomycota, Eurotiomycetes, Eurotiales, Aspergillaceae. The record is from RefSeq and is a predicted model, not a curated record. The transcript has 4 exons.